AUGGUGAACUUCACGGUCGAUCAGAUGCGUGAGAUCAUGGACUACACAAAGAAUAUUCGUAAUAUGUCCGUGAUUGCUCAUGUUGACCACGGUAAGUCAACGUUGACCGACUCCCUUGUGUCCAAGGCCGGCAUUAUUUCGGCCAAACACGCUGGUGAAGCCCGAUUCACAGACACUCGCGCGGAUGAGCAGGAACGGUGCAUUACCAUCAAGUCGACGGGUAUCUCUAUGUUUUUCGAGUACGAUAUGGAUGCUGGUGAGAAAGCCACAGCUGACGCAAUUGCAAAGGAUACCACCGCAGAGCCAAUUGCGGCAGAUCCGGACCAAGAGGUUGUUAUCAACAAGAAUUCAUAUUUGAUCAACUUGAUUGACUCACCUGGUCACGUUGACUUUUCGUCGGAAGUGACAGCUGCCCUCCGUGUAACGGAUGGUGCCUUGGUUGUGGUGGACUGUAUUGAAGGUGUCUGCGUGCAGACCGAAACAGUGUUGCGUCAGUCGAUCAGUGAACGCGUGAAACCUGUGCUUAUGGUGAACAAGGUAGACCGUGCUCUUUUGGAAUUGCAUCUUGAACCUGAAGACUGCUACCAGUCGUUCACUCGUGCUAUUGAGACGGUUAAUGUUGUCAUUGCCACUUACUUUGAUGAGAAACUGGGUGAUGUCCAGGUGUAUCCUGAAAAGGGCACGGUCGCAUUUGGUUCGGGUCUUCACCAAUGGGGAUUCACGCUCAAAAAAUUUGCUCGUCUUUAUUCCAAAAAGUUUGGCAUUGCUGAGGACAAAAUGAUGCAAAAGUUGUGGGGCGACUGGUACUUUGACGCGACAAACAAGAAAUGGACGAGUAAGAACAACGCUGAAGGUUCUCUUAAGCGAGCUUUUUGCCAAUUCAUCAUGGAUCCCAUCAUCAAGAUGUUUGACGCCAUUAUGAACGAUAAGAAGGCAAAGUUCGAGAAGAUGAUGAAGGCCGUUGGAGUUGAGUUGAAGUCGGAUGAGAAGGAUCUGACAGGAAAGCCUCUCUUGAAGCGUGUAAUGCAGCGCUGGUUGCCGGCUGCUGACGCCGUCUUAGAAAUGAUUGUUGUGCAUCUACCGUCUCCCGUGACUGCCCAACGUUAUCGCGUGGACACUUUGUACGAAGGUCCACAGGACGAUGAAUGUGCUGAAGCUAUCCGCAAAUGCGAUGUCAACGGUCCGCUAGUAAUGUAUGUGUCUAAAAUGGUGCCGACUUCAGACAAGGGACGUUUCUACGCUUUUGGUCGUGUUUUUGCCGGUAAGAUUGCCACCGGCCAAAAGGUGCGCAUGCUUGGCCCGAACUAUGUGCCCGGUAAGAAGACAGACUUGUGGGUCAAGAACAUUCAGCGUACGGUCAUUAUGAUGGGUCGUUACGUCGAGCAGACCCCCGAUAUCCCAGCUGGUAACACGUGCGCUCUUGUGGGUGUUGAUCAGUACUUGUUGAAGUCUGGUACUAUUACAACCUCUGAAACGGGCCAUACCAUUCGCACGAUGAAGUUCUCUGUGUCACCCGUUGUACGUGUGGCUGUUGAACCAAAGACCGCUUCCGACCUGCCUAAGCUUGUUGAAGGUAUGAAGCGUCUUUCCAAGUCUGACCCUAUGGUCCUUUGUUACACGGAAGAGUCAGGUGAACACAUUAUUGCUGGUGCUGGUGAGCUCCAUCUUGAAAUUUGUCUUAAGGAUCUUCAGGAGGAGUUUAUGGGCACGGAGGUUAAAGUCUCGGAGCCUGUUGUAUCCUAUCGUGAAACCAUCACUGGCAACUCUUCCAAGACUUGUCUAUCCAAAUCACCUAACAAGCACAAUCGUCUAUUUUGCGAAGCUACACCUCUGGGUGACGAGCUAACUCAAGAAAUUGAAGACGGCAAAGACGAGGUUUCCACCCGUCACGAUUUUAAGCUCCGUGCUCGUUACUUGGCUGACAACCACGGCUGGGAUGUGACAGAUGCUCGUAAAAUUUGGGGAUAUGGCCCGGACGGCACUGGACCUAAUUUGUUCGUGGACGCCACCAAGGGUAUUUCUUACCUGAAUGAAAUUAAGGAGUCAGUACUUGGUGGCUUCAAUUGGGCCACGAAAGACGGUGUUCUUUGCGAGGAGGUUGUGCGAGGAAUGCGUGUGAAUUUACUUGAUGUGGUGCUUCAUGCUGAUGCCAUUCACCGUGGUAUGGGCCAGAUCCUACCCACCACUCGUCGUGUGGUGUAUGCUUGCCAGUUGGUGUCGGAGCCAGCCCUCAUGGAGCCGGUAUUCCUUGCCGAUAUCCAGGUGCCUCAAGAUGCCGUCGGUGGCGUAUACGGUGUUCUGACCCGCCGUCGCGGUCACGUGUUUGCCGAAGAGCAGCGCCCAGGUACCCCAAUGAUGCAGCUGAAGGCUUAUUUGCCUGUCAACGAGUCCUUUGGCUUCACGGCUGACCUGCGUCAAGCAACGGGUGGCAAGGCUUUCCCUCAGUGCGUGUUUGACCACUACCAGGUUAUUAGCGGAGACCCAACCGAUUUAGGCAACAUGGCUGGUAAAUUGGUGAAUGGCGUGCGUAUUCGCAAGGGUCUGACUCCGGAUGUGCCUCCUCUUGACCGUUUUUACGACCGCUUGUAG
Messenger RNA from Plasmopara halstedii, 2589 nucleotides. Its product is annotated as translation elongation factor aef-2. The coding region runs from base 1 to 2589 and encodes 862 amino acids. Lineage: Eukaryota; Oomycota; Peronosporomycetes; Peronosporales; Peronosporaceae. Gene Ontology annotation, molecular function: ribosome binding; translation elongation factor activity; GTPase activity. Gene Ontology annotation, biological process: translational elongation. The transcript is spliced from 2 exons. Gene Ontology annotation, cellular component: ribonucleoprotein complex; cytosol. The record is from RefSeq and is a predicted model, not a curated record.